CACGUGUUUAACAUUGAGUUACUGCAUUAAGAUAUACUUUAAAUCUUAGUCUAAACUUCACUGAAUGGAUAAUUUUAUGUAAAUGGUGAGGCCAUUGAAGGCAUCUACAUAACUUACUGAUGUAGCAAUUGUAGGUCCGUUAACGCAGCAUUUUGACGGGAUUAAAUGUACAUAAUUUACUUAGUCCUUCUACUGCUUGAGUGCCUUGCCACAGUCCGUGCCCUGUCCCAUGAGACCAAUCUACUCCAGCACAGCUACCACUGUCCGUCAAAAUGUGUCCAAGCCAUCAGAUCCUGCACAUCUUGACUUCAAGGGCAAUGUUCCUACGGCCAGUCUUCUUAUACAUGUGCUAUUAGAGAUCUUAUUUUGUCAGUGCAAAACAAAUCAUUGUGUGUAAUAUACCACUUCAUAAUUGAAAUAUCACAAUAUUCAACUUAAUUGUUUGAGGCACAGGAGUGUGUCAUGAUUUCUGGGCUGGAACAAAAGCCUGUGUACUCCAUGGCCCUCUUAAGUAAUGUCAGGAUGGAUGACUUCGCCAACUAACUGAGAAAGAUUGACUUGAAAUGUAAAUGGUACCCGACUCAAUAUUCUCAAUAAUCCAUCAUUUACUUUAGCUUUUUUAAUAAACCAGAAAACAAACCACUAUAUCUGAAAGUUUGUUAGUUACCUGGCUAAUAUUGAUUCUGCUUUGUGACAAACACUGUAAGACUAGUUUGGCCACGCCUUCCUUCACUUAGCCAACACCUGGUGCGACAAAUCAACAGUGAUCAAUUAGUAUGAAAUUAAAUUCAGGUGUGCAGUUUGAUAGUCUCAAUCUCGUACUUAGUCUAGCCAUUGAUACUUAGUCUGAGUGUCCACAGGUGCAUUUAAUUGCUUCCUUUCACAGGUGCAUUUAAUUGCUUCCUUUCACAGGUGCAUUUAAUUGCUUCCUUUCACAGGUGCAUUGAAUUGCUUCCUUUCACAGGUGCAUUGAAUUGCCUCCUUUCACAAGGUAAGUUAACUGGGCUAAAUAGAAUUUUAUCCAACUGCAAAGGGAAUCCUCCAUGAAUGUGAUCAUAGGGGGAUUACCCCAUAACCUUGGGUUUGACAAGUCAAUUCAGGCCCAUACUGUCAGAGGGGGGCACAUGGAGUGAAUCUCUGAAUCCCAGAACUAAUCAUAAUAAUAAUUGUGUCAAAUGCUCAGUUAGGUUCUGGGGGGGAAUUUUCUGAAAAAAAUAUUAGAGACAGUAAAGUCUCCACCCUCCUAAACGGAAACUUUACAUGGAGCAAAUGCAUCGCAUUACAUUUUCAGCUGCAGGUAGUACUGGAUUUAUGAUGGGGCAGUUUAAGGAAUUACAUUCCAUGAGGGCAACAUUACAUUUUCAAGUUAUCUUUGAAAAAGUGUACUAAUGUCAUUACAGAUUCUUCCAACUCAAUGGGGUUUAUUUUAUUGCUUUAAAAAACAAUCUUACUGGCUCUAAGAGCUGUCCUAAAUUUGUCAAGAUGACAUGGCUAAGAUGGCAUGGCACUAUGCAAGGUUAUUUGAUUGAUUUUGUUUUCAUUCCUAUUUUGACGAGGCAGUGGUAAGUAUAUGCAGAACUUACCACUUAGUUGGCUAUAGCCUGGAAACCUGAUGUUUUAUUUAAUGGAAAUCUACAUUGGGCAUAAAUUAGUGUUUGGAUCAGGAAAGUUUCCUCUCACGACCUCUACAAGCCAGAAUGUUGAAUAAAAUUGUAGUUGUCCAUGUGGUUGGUCUGUUUGCAGGUAGGAAUGAGAGACGAUAUCUACAGGAAAGUAUAGUUUAAUCUACUUUUCAAAGUGCUGGCAGAAUGUUCAGAUUUUUCACCUGAAGCAUGCACAGAACCAUGUAAGCAUGAGCCUGGCAAGUAUGCAUGCAUACAUGUAUUUUCAUCUUGUGUGCGUGCUUCAAUGAAAUUCAACGUCAGGUUUCCAGGCUGUUGGCUAUUGCAAGUGAAGGGUAGAGUUCUUGUAUCCUUCCUUCUCUCCACCCUGCUGCCUGCAGGCUUGGAGAAACUAGCAGCCUCUGUGAAUGCUGCAAGGUGACAUGAAAGGUCAAAAGCGGUGUGGGAGGAGCACCCUUCUCAAAUGGAACAGUAGUCUGGGCUGCAUGCUCAUGCUGUCAACAUAGCAGCAUGGUGCAUCGUUCAGAAACAUCUUUUGCAUGAAACGUCAUCAUUUUCAAACUAGCUUUCAUUGGGAAGGCAGAUAGUGUUUAGAUAUAUAUAUAUUUGCAUGUGAAAACAGAAUCCUACUCAUUACUUCACUUGCUUAACCCAUUUUUUGUUUGUUUUUGAGCCACCGUUGGGCAGAGCAGGGCACCUGGCUCACGCCCAGGAGGCAGCCCCGUUCCAAAACAAAUGCAAUCGCUUUUCACCCAGUGCAAACACCUCCCACCAGGCCCUGAAACCCAUCACUGAAUCAAUCACCUGCUUGAGUUGCCUGGCAGGCUUUGCACUCUACCAAUCAGAGUUGACAGGGUGUAAAGAGGAGGAGGAACAGCUGCAUGAUUGUGGGUGUGUCCUAUCUUGGACUUCAACAAUAGUGUACGGGAAAGUCAAGCAUGGAUGUUGCUGUCGCAGAGGAACCCCUGAGGAAAAUUUUCAGAGCAAAAAAGACUAUGAAAGUCAGCGAUCGACAGCAACUGGAAUCGCUUCACACCACUCUCUCCUCUCCAUGUUCUUUGCCAUCCCCACCUCAGCUAGUAAUGGUAAAUGGGAAGCACUGUGAAGAUGUGUCUAUGGAAGUAGAUAAAGAAAUACAUGGAACUACACAUUCCACCACUCAUGCCCCUUCCUCCCUGACGGCCACAUCCCUAACCACUGAGACCUCUGAGGAACCAACAGACUCUGAAUUACUGGUUUCUUCAUCACAGAACAUACACUCUGAUGUAAAAUAUGUUCAGGAAGAAGGAGAGGGGGACAAGGUGUCUACAUUACCCAGCCUUGAGGUAGAAGACAAAAUGAAUGGACUGGGAAAGGUGGAUAGAAAUUCCAAGGAGGAUGUUAUUGUUUCCUCUCCCGUGAGUUCAGAGAAAGCAGUAGCAGUAAGAGAGCGUGAGGUUGAUGGUAUGGAAGUAGACCUGGUACCAGGUACCACUCCGGACACAGUGCCCAUAUUGAACCCUGCUGCCUCCCUCCUCCUGUCCUCCAACACUGCUGUAGAGUCUGUCUCUUCCCCUUCGCUCUCCCCGUCAUACACGGCAGAGUCAGACCAGGAGGUCAGGCCAGGGUUCCUGGUGCUUAGUGAAGAUGAUGAUGUCCAGGAUGAGAGUGAUGAAGAGGAGAAAGAGGAGGAACAGAGGGAAAGUGAAGGAAAGGUAGAAAAAGUUGAGGUUAACAUGGAGAAGCCAGAACAAUUUGAAAGUGGUGCUCCAGUUGACUGUCUGUCCCCUUCAUCACCAACGCCCCUUCAGAUUGAUGAAGAGGAGGGUGCUGCUCUACAGACGAAACGAUCCUUGUCUGGAGACUCGGAGGCUGGUGGUCAAAAGCAGGGAGAAAGAGACUUGGAAGUGGUGGAGAGGCAUCAUAAGAGGCCCAGAGUAGACUGUGAGGAGGUGGAGGCUCAUGUGGAGCUGAAGAUCAGUGGGAGCGCAGAAAGGCAACACAAGCUAAAGAAGGUGGUGCAGCAGCUUGUUGAGGAGCAGUUGUGUGUUCUGCAGCUCACACUAUUUGACAAGAGUCUUCAGGGGCUCAGAGACAGACUGGACAAAAUAGAAAAACACCCGAGUGCACUCAAGAGCCUGCAGGCAAAGAUUGGCCGACUUUCUAAGAAAGUUGGAACUGCCAUCCAGGCCAGGGAGAAUGCCAAGAAACCUCCAGAGGUACUGUUGCCACCUACCUCUACUCAUGCCACAGCAACCACCCCAGCAGGAUCAGGAAUUCUCGGCCUGAGAACAAUGGGGAACAACAUACCGGAUCCAAAGCGUAAUGAUCAGAGCAGUCAAACCCCUACUCCUGUACGUACUGAUCAGGGCUGUCAAACCCCUAGUCCUGUACCCACAGCCCCCUUGCUACCUUCCCCCUCUUCCACAGCCUCAGCCGGAUCUCAACCCACAUCCCAAACCUUGAUGCUGAGCACCCGUGUUACCCCAGCACCCGGCCCGUCCGCCUUCCCUCUCCAGUCAUUCCUCAUACAGCUUCCUGGUGGAGGGACAGCCAUCCUUACCAACCCAACCAACUCCCAGCUAAUCCCAGUGUGCGCACUUCCCGCCAUGACGAGUUCCACUGUGACACCCACCACUGCCUUCCUCCUGCAGAGGACUACUCCCUACACCCCUGCUGCUCCCAAGCCCCCCUCGGCUUCUGCCCUCUUAUCUCAUUUCGUUGCCACACCCACAACCACGACUACACCCACUGACUCACCAGCUGCCACAACGUCCCACAUAACCACACCCAUAACCAUGCCCAGGGCCACAACCACACCUUGGGCCACAACCAUAACCACACCUUGGGCCACAACCAUAACCACACCCAGGGCCACAACCAUAACCACACCUUGGGCCACAACCAUAACCACACCCAGGGCCACAACCAUAACCACACCCAGGGCCACAACCAUAACCACACCCAGGGCCACAACCAUAACCACACCCAGGGCCACAACCAUAACCACACCCACACACAGGGCCACAACCAUAACCACACUCUGUGCCACACCCAAUAUCUCCCACCCUGGAGCCACUGGGACAGUCGGCAGGCCCAGUUCCAGUGUCUCUGUCUCCGUCUGUGAGUCCAUUCGGCUUGUGUCUGUGGCGAACUCCACUUCAUCCUUACCAAGAUUCUCAAUGCCAGCCACCACAGGCACUCAACCCUCUGUGCGACCAGCUGCCUCUGUGCAUCCAGCUGCCUCAGCACAACUAGCUGCCCCUGUACCACAGGUGCCUGCAAAAACAGGUAGUGAAUCUACAAAUACUCCUUCAGACUCCACGCAGCCAUCUCACCCUGCCAAAUCAGAAGCAUUCAUAGACCUGACAGAGGAGGAGGAUGAUGAUGUUCUAGUUACUGGAGUGCUGAAGGCUCCGAUGGCUUUGAAGGCCUCACCCUCGCCUUCAACAGCGGGUCAGCGAACAACAGCCACACAGCAAACAGCCACCUCCACUUCAGUCGGCACACAGGCCGUGAGGUCAUCUCUUGGUCAUACUUCAGCUGUUGGAUCUCCGCAUGCUGUUUAUCAUCGCCCCCUGCAGGGCUCCCCAUCUGAAAGUAUUGCCUCCGCAACAACCACUUCUUCAUCUUCCAUACCAUGCUCCCAGCCCUCUCCCUUUCCCCCCUUGCCUGUCCCACCUCAAACUAUCAGCCUGCCCCUCGAAGCGGCCAGCACCAGCCCUCCACAGCAGCCUCUGCUCAAAAUAACCCGGGUCCCGAGCCAGAAUGACGGCAUCGUGCUCUCCUGGUCUGUGAUUGAGGUAGACAGGAGCUGUGCUGCCGUGGACAGCUACCACCUAUACGCCUACCACCAGGACCACUCUGGCCCCAGCACACACACCCUACUCUGGAAGAAGAUAGGGGAGGUGAAGGCCUUGGCUUUGCCCAUGGCCUGUACACUCACACAGUUUGUCUCUGGCUCCAAGUACUACUUUGCAGUCCAUGCCAGGGACGUGUUUGGCCGCUUUGGACCAUUCUGUGAGCCUCAGUGCACUGACGUCUUAACGUCCCCUUCACCAAAAGCUCCAAUUUAACCAAAUGUUAAGAUUUAAGAUUUUGUGUCAAGUCAAAACGAGGAGAAAUAUUGAUUCUGUAGAUUUAUUUUCUUUCUUCUGGUAGCCAAAGUGAAAAGUUCAGUAAAGCUUCUGGCAAAUCUAAUUGCUCUAUUUUCAAAUGAAUGUGUGUUGGUAUUUUUUUAAUCAGAAUUUUGCACUCAAGUCAUAUUUGAGCCUAGGUGUUUACAAGAGUGACUUAUCAUUGGAAUGUUACUGGAAAAUGUUGUUGCCCAUCCUGGUGAAAUGGGUUGGCCCCAUGUGACCACUGUCUGCCUGCCGUGUGUUUGACCACAUGGGUGCAGCAUUGUACCAAAAUGGUAUCUUUGACACAGGACGAGAGGAUUUGAAAAUCAAACCUGAAAUGGCCUGGUCCCGUUUCUGAAAGAUUAUGGAUAAAGUAUUCUUCUCCUAGUUUCCUGAAGGUAUUUGAAAACUCAAACUUUUUAUUGCAAUUGUCAGUCUAACUGAAAGAACAUACUAUGAAGGCCAGAAUGACCAUGUUAUUAUAUGGUAAUACACAGUAGUUUUGCGUCUCAUGAGACAUGAACCUGCCAAAGCCUAUGUGACCUCUUUUCCUCCUGCUCAAAUCCUGCCACUGGAGGACAUGUUCUACAGUUAAAUGAUAAAUGAUCUAGGGCCUCCUGUGUAUGUGUGCACAUCCUGUGGCAUUUUUUUUCUAUAGAUGUAAUUGAAUGUUUUUUGAACCUUUUUUGUAAUUUGACUUGAACAGAACUAGUCAUGUUUUCAUAUUGUCAAACAAAUAACUUCAAAAAGUAGGCUACCUGCGUGUGUUCGUCUAGUCCAAAAUUAUUCCAGCAUCCUAACAUUUGAUGAGUAGAUGAAUGGGAAGAGACAUCUGUUACGAAACACCAAAAAGUGUAAUGACAUUCUGUGAUUUUCAUUAGGUCUACACUCUUAUAGCCUGAAUUAAUUGAUGCGUCUUUGACAAAAGGACCUUUUUUGUAGAACGAAAAGUUGGGACGCCUGAAAAGGGGCUGAGAGAUGGGACUGUCCCGGGAUGACAAGUGCAGCCACGUGGAUAUAUAUAUUUUAAACCAUGACCGGCGGGGGUGUUCGUUUUAUUUUAAUAUUUACCUCUGUCGCAGUACAAAUUGCAUUUUAAAGAAAUAAUAUAAUUGUUCAAUUAGUAUUAUUUAGAGACCCUGCAUUUAGGGGGCCUCAUGUCUCAUUCAGGGGUCCCCCCUGGACCCAAUGUAAUUCACACACUGUCUGCUGAUCGCUUUGUCUGAUAGUCUUAAUGGCUGGUUACAAACAUGUAAAUAAAUGCAUUGGACUUGACAACAGAUUGACCGAAAGGUGAAGUACCAAGAAAUAUUCAGACUAUUGUAAUUGUUCAUUAAAAUGUUUAUAAACUA
This is a messenger RNA of Oncorhynchus nerka (sockeye salmon), 7074 nucleotides long. Its product is annotated as activating transcription factor 7-interacting protein 1-like. Gene Ontology annotation, biological process: regulation of DNA-templated transcription. Gene Ontology annotation, molecular function: transcription coregulator activity; protein binding. The transcript is spliced from 12 exons. The coding region runs from base 2561 to 5677 and encodes 1038 amino acids. The record is from RefSeq and is a predicted model, not a curated record. NCBI's taxonomy places the organism in Eukaryota, Metazoa, Chordata, Actinopteri, Salmoniformes, Salmonidae. Gene Ontology annotation, cellular component: nucleus; transcription regulator complex.